UUAUUCUAGCAUGCAUCUGUUGAAGAUUAACUAUCCCAUGUGGAAAAGUCCUUGGCAACUAAUGCUGUUUUGGAGUGGCAAUCUUAUAAAGCUAGAAGGUUCUUCAGCAAAAGCACUUGUGAGCUUGAAAGAGGGAAGUUUAUCCAGUUCGUGGAAUGAAAAAUAUAAUUCUCUGCAGAAAACACCCAUUUGGAAAAGCAAGAAUGCUGGUUCUGCAGUGGAAAUGCCCUUCAGAAAUUCAAAACGGAGUCGACUCUUCUGUGAAGAAGAUGAAAGACAAAUAAACACAAGGUCACCCAAAAGAAAUCAGAAGGUUGCGAUGGUUCCACAGAAGUUUAAUACAACGAUGCCAACACCAGACAAGAAAGCAUCACAGAAGAUUGGUUUACGGCUUCGUAACCUGCUCAAACUUCCCAAAGCUCACAAGUGGUGCAUUUACGAAUGGUUCUAUUCAAAUAUAGAUAAACCACUAUUUGAAGGAGAUAAUGACUUCUGUGUAUGCCUGAAAGAAUCUUUUCCAAAUUUGAAAACCAGAAAAUUGACAAGAGUAGAAUGGGGGAAAAUCAGACGAUUAAUGGGAAAACCACGGAGGUGUUCCUCUGCGUUCUUUGAGGAAGAGAGAUCAGCGUUAAAACAGAAACGGCAGAAAAUAAGACUUUUGCAGCAGCGGAAAGUUGCAGAUAUUUCACAGUUCAAAGAUCUUCCAGAAGAAAUUCCAUUACCGCUUGUAAUAGGAACAAAAGUUACAGCACGCUUGCGAGGUGUCCAUGAUGGACUCUUCACUGGACAAAUAGACGCUGUAGACACUCUUAACGCUACAUACAGAGUGACUUUUGACAGGGCAGGUCUUGGAACACACACAGUCCCAGAUUAUGAAGUUCUUAGUAACGAGCCUCAUGAAACUAUGCCAAUUGCUGCCUUUGGUCAGAAACAACGGCCUUCAAGGUUUUUUAUGACCCCUCCCCGAUUGCAUUAUACACCUUCACUCCAGUCUCCAAUUACAGACAGUGAUCCUUUAUUAGGACAAUCUUCAUGGAAAAGCAAAAUUUCAGGCACAGAUAGUGAAACACUAGGAGGCUUUCCAGUAGAAUUCCUCAUUCAAGUGACCAGGUUAUCGAAAAUCCUUAUGAUCAAGAAGGAACACAUCAAACAAUUGAGAGAGAUGAAUACAGAAGCAGAAAAGCUGAAAUCCUAUUCUAUGCCAAUAGGCAUUGAGUUUCAGAGGAGAUACGCAACUAUUGUUCUAGAUCUAGAACAACUAAACAAAGACUUAAAUAAAGUUUUGCAUAAAGUUCAACAGUAUUGCUAUGAGCUUGCUCCUGACCAAGGCCUCCAGCCUGCCGACCAACCGACAGAUCUGAGGCGUAGGUGUGAAGAGGAGGCUCAGGAGAUCGUUAGGCAAGCAAAUUCCUCCACAACAGGACAGCUUUGUGUUGAGAGUGAAAAUUUAACCGAUCUUAUCUCUAGACUUACAGCGAUAUUACUGCAAAUUAAGUGUCUAGCAGAAGGAGGUGAUCUGAAUUCCUUUGAAUUUAAAUCACUAACAGAUUCAUUAAAUGACAUUAAGAAUUCAAUAGACUCCUCAAAUAUCAGUUGUUUUCAGAAUAACGUUGAGAUCCAUGUUGCACAUAUUCAGAGUGGUCUGAGCCAGAUGGGGAACUUACAUGCUUUUGCAGCUAAUAACACCAACAGAGACUGAAAAUUUCCUUUCAAGUGUACAGCAAGUAGUUC
This is a messenger RNA of Grus americana (Whooping crane), 1731 nucleotides long. It is a transcript of the gene LIN9, whose product is annotated as lin-9 DREAM MuvB core complex component. The coding region runs from base 11 to 1699 and encodes 562 amino acids. Gene Ontology annotation, cellular component: nucleoplasm; transcription repressor complex. The record is from RefSeq and is a predicted model, not a curated record. The transcript has 15 exons. Gene Ontology annotation, molecular function: DNA binding. Gene Ontology annotation, biological process: regulation of cell cycle; regulation of transcription by RNA polymerase II; DNA-templated transcription. NCBI's taxonomy places the organism in Eukaryota, Metazoa, Chordata, Aves, Gruiformes, Gruidae.